Cheilinus undulatus (humphead wrasse) is the source of this 602-nucleotide messenger RNA. RefSeq names its product shadow of prion protein 2 (gene sprn2). The coding region runs from base 78 to 602 and encodes 174 amino acids. The transcript is spliced from 2 exons. The record is from RefSeq and is a predicted model, not a curated record. NCBI's taxonomy places the organism in Eukaryota, Metazoa, Chordata, Actinopteri, Labriformes, Labridae.
CUGGUACAAACUUGCUCUGGUUUCUGCAGAGGACAAAUCAUCACCUGAAACACAACACUUUAAAGGAUACAGAGAUCAUGUCUGGCCUGAGGCUCCCCCUCACUGUGGCCCUCUGCCUGCUGCUCCUCUCUGCUUUGGUACCUGGCUCUGAGGCCCGCCGUGGUGGAGGUCGAGGAGGUGGCGGCUUUGGUCGUGGUGGAGGAGGCUACAGCCGGGGCUGGGGUGGAGGCGGUGGAGCCUACAGACCUGCCCAGAGCAGCGGACCCAGUGCAGGGAAAGUGGCUGGAGCAGCUGCAGCAGGGGCCAUAGGAGGAGCAGUGCUGGGGUCCGCCCUGAGCCGGCCUGGGUAUGGAUAUGGUGGAGGGUAUGGAGGGUAUGGAGGAUAUGGAGGAUAUGGUGGAGGGUAUGGAUAUGGAGGCUAUGGCUACCCCAGAUAUGGAGGUGGAGGCUAUGGACCCAGGCCUGGAUAUGAUCAGGAGGGCUCUGGAGACAUGGAGUACUACUACGGAGGAGCAUCCAGCGGGCCUAUCUACAACAGCAUCAUCAUAGUGAUCGGCUCCCUGAUGUCCCUGCUGAUGGGCCACUGGGUGGCACUCAUGUAG